Molecule: messenger RNA, 2102 nt
Organism: Pteropus alecto (black flying fox)
Lineage: Eukaryota; Metazoa; Chordata; Mammalia; Chiroptera; Pteropodidae
Product: cytochrome c oxidase assembly protein COX11, mitochondrial
Exons: 4
Coding region: 99-926 (275 amino acids)
Cellular component (GO): mitochondrial inner membrane
Molecular function (GO): copper ion binding
Source: RefSeq, a predicted model, not a curated record
UAGCCAAGGCAGCGGCUGGCUCAACUUAGUUAUCGCGAGACAGAGCAGGCCUCGCGAGAUCUGACCUCCGAGACCGGCGUGUGUUCUCUCCCGGCGCUAUGACACCGCUGUGGUCUCCUGGAUGGAGUCGUGCUGCUUUUUGUGGCUGGCGCUGGAGCCACCCCGGGUCCCCGACAAGUGUUGCGGAGAGGGCAGAUCUGUGUUUCAGACCGGGGAGGAGCGGGACAAGAGGUGCUGAGAGGGGGCUGAGGCGGCUCGGGACAUGGAGGCGCCCGGGUCUAGCCCGAGACCAGGCCGUGCAGCUGCCGCGGCGGCCGAAGAGCACGAACCCUUUCACGCGCGCGCAGGAGGAAGACUGGCGGCGGCGGAACAAGACCGUCCUCACGUACGUGGCCGCGGCCGCCGUGGGCAUGCUAGGGGCGUCCUACGCCGCCGUGCCCCUUUAUCGGCUCUAUUGCCAGACCACUGGCCUCGGAGGAUCAGUAGUAGCAGGUCAUGCAUCAGACCAGAUUGAAAACAUGGUGCCUGUUAAGGAUCGCAUCAUUAAAGUCACCUUUAAUGCAGAUGUGCAUGCAAGCCUUCAGUGGAACUUUAGACCUCAGCAAACGGAAAUAUAUGUGGUGCCAGGAGAAACUGCACUGGCCUUUUACAAAGCUAAGAAUCCUACUGACAAACCAGUAAUCGGAAUUUCUACAUACAAUGUUGUACCGUUCGAAGCUGGACAGUAUUUCAAUAAAAUACAGUGCUUCUGUUUUGAAGAACAAAGGCUUAAUCCACAAGAGGAAGUAGAUAUGCCAGUGUUUUUCUACAUUGAUCCUGAAUUUGCUGAAGAUCCAAGAAUGGUGAAUGUUGAUCUCAUCACUCUUUCUUACACUUUUUUUGAAGCAAAGGAGGGGCACAAGUUGCCAAUUCCGGGUUAUAAUUGAAGUCAGCAACUAAGUUCUACUUCAUUUGUGAUUUUUGAAAAAUCAUGUAUCUUGUCUUCUCAGAAGAGAAAUGUUCUACAAUAUAAUCCAUUCUAUCUUAUGCCUUCUAUUUUAAAUAUUAUGUAGUGAUUUUUUCCCCCAACCACUUAUCCUUCUUAAAAAAGAGCAGGUUCAGCUUUUUAUUAUAAGGAAUCCACAUGCCUGCUUAGAAUGCAUGAUGGUUCAAAACCAUACUUAGUUUUAGUAUUAAAAGAAACUGCUUUGUUUCUUAUAUAUGUAGGCAUGGACUUAAUGGUUCAGCUUAAUUCACUGGUCCCCUUCGAAAUUAUUAACACUUCGUACUUGUAGCACUGAUUUUUUUUUUUAUGCCCAUGUGUCUUAUAUCUUAGGUUCUAGGUCAGAAUCCCUUAUUAUUUCUAAAACAGUUGGUAACCACUUUAUUUCAUUGUGUACAUUCACUUUUAAAAGCUCAAAAUGAAAGAGGAAUCACUAAGCCCUAAUGGUUUGCCAAAAGAUUACAUUCUGAUACCAAAUGUGACUCUUUUUCCUUUAAGAGCUAGCACAAUUUACAUUCAAAGUACUGAAUAAUGACUUUGAAAUUUUGGUAUCAUGAAAUUGAAAUAAAAUGCAUAAGUAUCUGCUAGAUUUCUAGCAUUUCUUGUGAUAGUUCCAAGUCCCUGAAUGUUCAAACAAAUGUAGGAUUGUGAAGUUACUGACAUCAGAAUUUCUUCAGUGAACAAACUGUAAAAAAUUGUUUUAAUAGUAAUUUAUUUGCAUUGUUUUAAUAGUAAUUUGUCAUUGUAAUUUACAACAUAAAUGAAUGUACAGCUUAUCCUGAAUGUUUUCCAGUAUUUAUUCCAAAUAGAAAUAUUAAAUUGCAGUAAAAAGAGAAAAAGAUAACAUUUAGUAUUAUUAAGAAUCGUAUUUAAAGGCAACUCAAUGUAGAGUCCAGUGAUCUUUUUAGGGUGCCUGAAAUAUAAACUGUAGCAUCAAGGCUUUUACAGUUCAUAAUUCUAAAUAAGAAUAUUAUUUAUAAAGAAGUGCAAAUUGAUUUUUAAGUUUUAUUUUAGUUAAAUGAAGGCACUCAGUAUUCUUCCUGAAUAAUUAGUUUCUCACAUUUCAUGUUUACAUCUAUUCAGAAUUAUUUUAUAAUAAAAUAAUCUUCAUCUACUGUUA